Fundulus heteroclitus (mummichog) is the source of this 7167-nucleotide messenger RNA. It is a transcript of the gene jarid2b, whose product is annotated as jumonji, AT rich interactive domain 2b. Gene Ontology annotation, molecular function: histone demethylase activity; DNA binding. The record is from RefSeq and is a predicted model, not a curated record. The transcript is spliced from 18 exons. Lineage: Eukaryota; Metazoa; Chordata; Actinopteri; Cyprinodontiformes; Fundulidae. Gene Ontology annotation, cellular component: nucleus. Gene Ontology annotation, biological process: chromatin remodeling. Bases 601 to 4962 code for a protein of 1453 amino acids.
GUUGCCGCUGGAGAGCUCUCUCUCUCUCGACGACCGCAGGCUCCAGCUCAGAAAACACGCGACGCUAAAACGCUUUUAUUUGUUUUCAUUUUGUUUGUUUUUUUUCCAUUUUUUAUUUAUAUCGCUUUUCUUACCACCCGUCGCCGUUUUUGCACAUUUAAAAAAACAAAGAUGUGACUCGGCGACAUUUAAACCCCCUUCAGCGGUAUUCAUGUGCGUAAAGACACACAGGGAGAGAGAGAGAGAGAGAAACAGAGAGAGAGAAAGAGAGAGAAGCCGAGCCGCUCGGGCGAAUGGAACUUAUUGUUUUUUAUUGCCUCCUCUUUUUUUUUUUUGACUAUGUUAUCCCUGAAUGAGUUCGGGUCCAGUCCGUCUGUGCUCGUGGCCGACGCUUGAAUCGUUGGAUUUAUACACAAAAAACAAACAAACCCAGCGACAGGAGGGAUUGUGAGCGUUCCUUCUCCCCUCUUCACCGAGCCGGGGAUUUAAAUAGUGGCUUGUUGGCGAGGAGCCCCCGGAGAGGCGAGAGCGACAGAGCAGAAAAUUCAUGUGGCCAUUCUCUCUAUAACCAAACAUUUUUACUUUUCGGAGGAUAGCAUAAUGACCAAGGAAAGACCUAAGAGGAAUAUCAUCCAGAAGAAAUACGAUGACAGUGAUGGGAUCCCGUGGUCGGAGGAACGGAUGAUGCGAAAGGUGCUUUACCUCUCCCUGAAGGAAUUUAGGACCGCACAGAAACGGCAGCUGGAUGGCGACGGAACCACUAACCCCAACGGUUCUCUUGCCAAUGGGCAGCUGAAUGGCUCCAUAUCGAAGGGCUGCCACAAAGAAGAUUGCUCCUUGCGCUCUCAGGGCCUCCAUGGGAGCAGCAAAUAUGCCGAGGACAGUCCUGCAAAAAAGAGGCCUCGACUCCAGGCUCAGCGGAAGUUCGCCCAGUCGCAGCCCAACUCGCCCAGCACUACACCGGUAAAAGUGGCCGACACGGGCAGCCUGAACGGCAGCCUGUCCACCGCUCCGUCAACGUCCCUCUCGUCGCUCUCCUCCUCUUCCCUGUCCUCCUCCAUCCAGGACCUGUCCCGGCGCAAACCCAAGACGGAGGACUUCCUCACCUUCCUCUGCCUUAGAGGUUCCACUGCCUUGCCCAGUAAUAUGGCCUACUUUGGAAGCUCCCAGGAGGAGGAGGACCUGGAGGAGGAGGAAGAAGAGGAGGAGGAGGAGGUGCGGAGCGGCACGGGAGGCCACACACAUGGUGCGGGAGGCAGCAGCCAAGCCUCCACCGCCUCCUCUUGCAGCUCUACACCUCGCAAGGGCAAACUCCCCGCCAGGCAGCCGCUCAACGGGCACGUUUUUAACAACCACAGCAAAGCAGGGACGAGGGAGAGUCCGAGGCCGAAGGCGGGUUCAAACAGCAGGGACACGUCUGCUCCUCAGCUGCCGCCUCCUCCACCUCUCCUGAGGGAGCGCAGCGAGCGGGCGGAGGCGCGGGAGCACGCCAGGGAGCUGCAGGCCUUGGCCAUCAGUCGGGGCACUGCCAACGGGCUGCCAUCCAGGAGAGCGGCUGAGGAGCUACGGAAGCAGAUCUCGAAAGUGAAUGGGAUGACGCGGGCUGGCUCGGCACACGCCGUUGGUGGAGCCAAGAAGAGCCACGACUUACGACUGCCGUCCAAAACUGUGAAGAAGUACACAGCCACCGUGUCUAAGGGCCACGUCACCUACACCAAAGCCAGGCAGAAAGAACUGGGCAAGAAAACCAAACUCAGCAGCAGCAACAAACACAACAGCGCCGCCUCGGCAUCAUCGUCAGCGAACAAUCACAAUCAGCACAGCCAGCCAGCAGCCAGCAGUAGGCUGGCCAACUCAGGAAAAGCAGCGGCAACAGCCCACCACAGCAAUGCAAAAACCCGCAAACAGGUGCUACUAUCCAACGGGCUGCACAAAGCGGCCGCCAGCGUCCGGCCCAACGGCAGGCUGAACGGGCAAUGGCACAACGGCUCGGCCAAGGAGGACGGGCUGAAACAGUGCCAACCGGGCCACGGGGAGUGCCCGGGCCGAGAGGGACUGCGAAACUCCAAGCGCCGUCUGGAGGUGGUGCUUAACUCUGUGAGCACAGAGGUUGUCGCGCAAAAGGCCAAAACGAGCGGCUCCGAGGCCAAAAAGGCCAAGCUUCAGCCGGCGCCGCUGGAGACGCGCAGCAGCAGCAAGAAGGUGGCCAGCGAAGAGAAGGCCGCCAAGCAGAACGGCGCCCCUACCACUCCGCUUUCUAAUGGACAUGAUUCAGAGAAGCCCGCCCCUCCUAAACAGACUCAACCCGCUGCUCCACUUUCAGCUACUACUCCACCUCCUCAACAAAUGCCACCUCCUUCUACACCAGCAGCCAACGCGGAGCCAGUGAACCAGCGACCCAAGCGCGCAUCAGCCGGCAAGCUGAUGUUGAUAAGACAAGCACAGCAGCAGCAAAGCAGGUCGCAUGGUCGGAGCUCCUCCUCCUCCUCCACCUCCACCUCCUCCCCCUCAGUAGGCCACAAUAACGCACCAAACCCCAGUCGAGCCAGCACUACCUCAGACCCUCAACAAACCUCGGUCUCCUCCCCCUCGUCUUGCACCAACUCAUCCACUCUUCCUUCCGCCAACACUCCAGGCCCGAUCAAACCAGCAGCGUUGCGGCUCGCCGACCGCGACAAGGAGUGGGAGCGCGAGAAAGAGCUGACGCGGCAAAAGGAACGCGAGCAGGAGAAGGAGCGGGACCGCCAGCGGAGCAAGCCCGAUGGCUGGGCGGCGCUGGGCGAGGUGCCCGUCUUCCGGCCAGCGCCGAGGGAGUUCCAGGACCCUCUGGUGUACUUGGACGCAGUGAGGGAGCAGGCCGAGGUGGCUGGCAUGUGCCGCGUGGUGCCGCCGCAAGACUGGCGGCCGGAGUGCAAGCUGAACGAGGAGAUGCGCUUCGUCACACAGGUGCAGAGGGUCCACAUGCUGGGUCGACGCUGGGGCCCAAACGUGCAGCGGCUGGCUUGCAUCCGCAAACACCUUAAAUCUCAGGGCAUUACCAUGGAUGAGCCGCCUGUCAUUGGUGGCUGUGAAGUGGACCUGUCACGUUUUUUCCAGCUCAUCAAUGACAUGGGCGGCAUGCAGCAGGUGAUGGACCUUAAGAAGUGGACCAAGCUCGCCGACCUCCUGCGCAUCCCCAAGUCGGCGCAGGACCGGCUGGCCAAGCUGCAGGAGGCUUACCUCCAGUACAUCCUCUCCUAUGACUCUCUCAGCGCCGAGGAGCGGCUCCGGCUUCUGGGCGACGUGCUGCAAGAGAGAAAGACCCUGGAGUCGCGGCAGGGCCCCCUGGAGGGCCUCUCGGAUUCCGCCGCGCACGCUCUGCCACGCUACGAGCCCAAGAACGGGCUGGUGGGCGGGAUAGUCGGAGGGACGACCGGGAACCACCGCGCCAAUGGCGUGUACCACCGUCUGAAAUGUCUGAAGGAGCUGGAGGCUCAGGUCAAAGCGGGCCGGCGCCGGCUCUUCGCUCAGGAAAAACAAGGCAAAGAGGACAGGCAGAACGGAGAGCAGCACGCGGAGGAGGAACGGGGCGUUCUCAGUGACCAGUACAAAUGUAUCUACAAGGGGAAAUCGGUGUCCUUGACCAACUUCUUCAGGAUAGCCCGGAACACCAUGACCAUGUGCUUUAAUAAGGAACCUGGCGCGGCUGAGGUUGAGCAAGAAUACUGGAGGAUAGUGGAGCAGAGAGACGCCCACGUGGCAGUCCACUGUGGAAAAGUGGACACCAGUACACAUGGCAGUGGUUUCCCUACUGGAAAAUCAGAGCCAUUUUCAAAACACGGAUGGAACCUCACUGUCCUCCCGAAUAAUUCUGGAUCCAUACUGAGGCAUCUGGGUGCUGUGCCUGGGGUGACCAUUCCCUGGCUAAAUAUUGGCAUGGUCUUUUCUACCUCAUGCUGGUCUCGAGACCAAAAUCGCCUUCCAUAUAUUGAUUACUUACACACUGGUGCUGAUUGCAUUUGGUAUUCUGUCCCUGCUGAGGAGAAGGCGAAGCUGGACAAGGUGGUCCAUACACUGCUUCAAGCCAAUGGCACCCCAGGACUAGAAAUGCUGGAGAAGAACAUUAUGAUCUCUCCAGAGGUGCUGUGCCGUGAAGGCAUCAAGGUUUACCGUACGGUCCAGCGGAGUGGCCAGUUUGUGGUCUGCUUCCCCGGUGCCUUUGUCUCUAAAGUGUGCUGUGGCUACAGCGUGUCAGAGACGGUGCACUUCGCCACGCCACACUGGAUGAACCUGGGUUACCAGGCUGCAAAGGACCUGAAAUGUCGUUGUGUAGCCAAGCCCUUCUCCAUGGAGAAGCUACUGUAUCAGAUCGCCACCGCUGAGACCAAGAGGGACAACGGCCUUCUCCUCACCACCAUAUCCGCCCUUCUCGAAGACCUCAGGAACAUAGAGCUGCACCAACGUGAGGAACUUUAUAAGGCAGGUUUGCUGUCCUCUGCCCGGUAUGGCACACACGACGGCAACUUCGGGCCCGCUGACGGGCGCAAGAAGCCCCGCGGCAAAUGGCUGGCACUGGAGUCAUUAGAGAGACGCUGCCAAAUCUGUCAACACCUCUGCUACCUGUCCAUGGUGGUUCAGGAGACGGACAACGUGGUUUUCUGUCUGGAGUGUGCGCUACGCUAUGUGGAGAAGCACAAGUCCUGCAGGGGCCUCAAGAUGAUGUAUCGAUAUGAUGAGGAGCAAAUCAACAGUUUGGUGAACCAAGUGUGCGGACGGGCGAUGCUAAAGAACGGGGGAGUCGGCAUCGGAGGAGGCGGGGCGGUCAUCCUUAGCGGAGGAGGAGUCGGGGUGGACUCUUGCCACACUUUGAGCCCCGCCAAAGCAUCACCAGCCAAGCGGGGCCCCCGAAAGCGCACCACCGUAGAGGUGUCCCUGGCCCGCCUGUCCUCCAUCCACAUGCCGAAGGCCGCGGCCGUGUCCUGAAGCGGGCGGGGUCCUCCCCCCCCCCUCCACCUUCCACUUCUGUUUUGUUUCUACUUUAAGAAGGAAUCACUAUCAGUCCUCGCUCAGCUGAGCUCAGCCUCCAUUUUCACCCACCUCUCCUUUAGCGACAGCUUGUUUCUGAAAUCCGAAAAAUAAAAAGCAAAGCAAGAUGUCUUUUUUGCACUAGUGUGAAAGAAUUAGUUUUUAUCUUGAGUGAUAUUUUUUUAUUAUUAUUUUUAGUCUCCCACCCCCGACCUGCUCUGAAUCGGCAGUAACAAGCAUUAACAUUCAGAGGAAGACUCGACGGGGGCCCCGUUUCCCCCCCCACCCCACCCCCCUCCAUCCUCUCUGAAUGAGAACGGGUUACAUUUGUUACCUUUUUCUUGCAUCACUCACUCCUGAGACUGAACCCACAUGCCUGUUAAAACUUGGGACGAAGAAAAUUGACCCCCUUCCCCCACUUUGUUUAUUUCUUCCAGGACGACGUUAAGUAGUUACCCAAAGUUCCUCUCUGUCCUUGAUUCUAAGGAAGACGAGUCCUUUUUUUGUUGUUGCAUUUUCUGCGUUUGCGAUGCGUUUCCUGCAGAUUUUCUUUAAGGGAGGUUGAUGCAAGGUUUAAAAACUUGAAAGACGAUGUUGGUUGGCUACAUUUUUAUUAUUAUUAUUUUCUAAUUUUUAGUUCUAUUUUGAAUCUUUAGCUUUGUUUCUGCUAGGUUUGGGUGUUUUUUUUGUUUCUUUUUCUCGUGUUUCAUGUUUAUUUUCUGUCCGUCGGCGGACGUGAGCGAAGCAGAGCCUCACUUCUGCGUCGACACGGAGGGAUCUCUCCAGUCGGAGUCCGGUGCCUGACGUCUGGCGAGAAGAUCCGAUUUAUUGGUGCUGUUGGUUCUAAUUACUGUAUAACAACACAAAAUAAAAAAAAUAAAAAUAAAAAAAAAAUGUCUGAGGGGGAUGGUUGGUGCGUGCUCCGCCCACCUCCCCCACCCCACAGGUCAGAAAGGCUUUCAGGCUUUUCUGGUUCUAGAUGUGCAAUCAUGUUAACAUUCCAUUCUUCCAGUCCUCUUGUUUCAUCUGUACCAGUAAACAUUAAUUAUUAUAUUAUUAUUUUAUGGGUUUUCUCCCCAUUUGUUGAGCUGAUGUGUUAUCCUAAGUAGAGCCACUAGUUAAUGAGUGUAAAAUGUGAAAUAUUUUUUUUUUCUUACUUUGCUUUUUUUUUGCCUUUUUGUCCCCGCCCCUUUUCCCACCCCACCAGAUAUAUUAUGAGUAAUUUUUAGAGAGAGGAAAGAAAAAAAAAACUAAGUCCAACACAAACAAACAACCUUCAACUUUUUUGUACAUAUAUCCUGUAAAUUUCUUUAAAUACUUGAGCCUUUUUCCUGGGGUUAAGUAAGAAAGAAAGAAAAGGAAGGAAAAGGAUGCAGAAGAGAGUUUUCCAGAGAAGAGAGUGCUUGAUGAAGAAAAAGCCUUACAAUUCCCUUUCUUCAUCUGUGUGAGUUUGAUGCUUACAGGGUUUUGCUCUGGUAAAUGUGUAUAAAAAUUUAAAGUGCUGCUUAUAUCACUGAGAAAGAAGAUAUCGAGUAGCCGACGAUCGACCCCCCCCCCCCUACCCCCCACCCUCCCUCACACCUCUACACUCUGCCCCCUCUCCUCCAACCUAGUUUUGUUUGUUUAGCUUUACUUUUUUAAAGAAAAGGGAAAAAAAAGGAUAUGUUGACAAAAAAUGGGUUUUUACAUUUUCAUUACUGAAAAUUCAACAAAAAUGUAGUAGCUACUCAUGUUGCACUGAGCUUGCCAGUGGUGACUGUCAAGGAAAAAUCCUAUAACCCAGUUUGUCGGUAUUUGUCCCUUGCAGAAGACUGAACUGUUUUAGGACUAUUUAAAGAAAUACCAAGGUGUUUUCAGCUUCAAAAAAGUGGUUGUCAAGUUUUUAUGGCCUUACAAUAUAUUUUAUUCUUACGGGAUUUUUUUUUUCUUUCUGUUUUUUGUUUUAUUGCUUAGUUCUCGUUGGUUUUUCUUCCAUUUUCUACAGUACAAACUACUUGCUCACAAUGGGAUCUCUGGUGACUUAAUUUAUUAAAGCCGCUCGCCGGCCUUUCCUCUCAAUGGGAAAGAGUUUCAUGUUGGUUAUAUUUACAGUUUUUUACUUUUGCAGUUUGUACCUAAGGUUUAAUAAAAACUUACAGACAAUUCACUGUCAGUCCUUUCCAA